AUGGCCGGCAGAAGCGGCCCAAACGCCCGUUAUCCCGAUCGAUGUUAUCGAGCAGUUACUUGUGGCGGCCGCAACAGGUCAAUCAGCGACUUUGCGCGCGGCAUUGCUGCCUUACGCGGCUGCCACCUCCGCGGAAUCGCGGCGGAUCGCGGGCGGCCCAGCUGUGGGGGCGGGCCCUGUACCGUCUGCGGGCCCGCCCCCAGGGGCAGGGCAGCAGACACCGCCGGCCGUGCGGGCGGCAGUGCCGCCUCCCGAGCGGCGGUCAACGUUCAGUUCCGCUAUCCCGGAAGUUCCGGGUUCCCCCGCCGAUCGUUUCGGGACGAUGUUACCCCCCCCCUCGUCGGUACGGCCGCGUCCUGCCGCGCUGACGACGGCUGGUGCCACCGUUCCUGCGUCUUCAGCAGUGCCAGAGGCUCCCAUGAUGUCUCCCGGCCGGCACGGAUCGCCGCCAUCGCUGCGGUCCGGCGCCGCGGAUGCCGGCGACCUACACGCCCCCCGCCGGAGGCGUGGUCUCGUGUAGACCAGCAGGCAUGGCAGAAAUCCCCACGGGUUUUGGGAGACGCGAAAUACAUCGCGGGUAGCGACAUUUGGAGGUCCCACCGAGAUCGCCUUUCAGCGGAGCUGACUCGAUCGGGAUCGGCUUUGGAGCGUCGGAUCGGCGAGCGAAGUCCCGCGGCCCGCGGAGCCCCUCGGCGCCAGGCCGAGAGAUCCCGCAGCCCGCGGAGCCCCUCGGCGCCAGGCCGAGAGAUCCCGCAGCCCGCGGAGCCCCUCGGCGCCAGGCCGAGAGAUCCCGCAGCCCGCGGAGCCCCUCGGCGCCAGGCCGAGAGAUCCCGCAGCCCGCGGAGCCCCUCGGCGCCAGGCCGAGAGAUCCCGCAGCCCGCGGAGCCCCUCGGCGCCAGGCCGAGAGAUCCCGCAGCCCGCGGAGCCCCUCGGCGCCAGGCCGAGAGAUCCCGCAGCCCGCGGAGCCCCUCAGCGCCAGGCCGAGAGAUCCCGCAGCCCGCGGAGCCCCUCGGCGCCAGGCCGAGAGAUCCCGCAGCCCGCGGAGCCCCUCGGCGCCAGGCCGAGAGAUCCCGCAGCCCGCGGAGCCCCUCGGCGCCAGGCCGAGAGAUCCCGCAGCCCGCGGAGCCCCUCGGCGCCAGGCCGAGAGAUCCCGCAGCCCGCGGAGCCCCUCAGCGCCAGGCCGAGAGAUCCCGCAGCCCGCGGAGCCCCUCGGCGCCAGGCCGAGAGAUCCCGCAGCCCGCGGAGCCCCUCGGCGCCAGGCCGAGAGAUCCCGCAGCCCGCGGAGCCCCUCAGCGCCAGGCCGAGAGAUCCCGCAGCCCGCGGAGCCCCUCGGCGCCAGGCCGAGAGAUCCCGCAGCCCGCGGAGCCCCUCGGCGCCAGGCCGAGAGAUCCCGCAGCCCGCGGAGCCCCUCAGCGCCAGGCCGAGAGAUCCCGCAGCCCGCGGAGCCCCUCGGCGCCAGGCCGAGAGAUCCCGCAGCCCGCGGAGCCCCUCGGCGCCAGGCCGAGAGAUCCCGCAGCCCGCGGAGCCCCUCAGCGCCAGGCCGAGAGAUCCCGCAGCCCGCGGAGCCCCUCAGCGCCAGGCCGAGAGAUCCCGCAGCCCGCGGAGCCCCUCGGCGCCAGGCCGAGAGAUCCCGCAGCCCGCGGAGCCCCUCGGCGCCAGGCCGAGAGAUCCCGCAGCCCGCGGAGCCGAGCGCCGAUCAAGCCCGGACGGGGAGAGCCGCGGACUGUUCUCCUUCCCUGCGAGAGAGACGAACAAAGCACCAGCAGCGCGGGACGACCCCCCCCAGCCGCUCCGCAGCACACCGAGGCAUUCAUCCCCAGGGGGGCGGGAUCGCAACGGGAACAGAGACAGUCACUCGCUGACGUCACCACACCCACCGCCCCUCCAUGGCCGGCAGAAGCGGCCCAAACGCCCGUUAUCCCGAUCGAUGUUAUCGAGCAGUUACUUGUGGCGGCCGCAACAGGUCAAUCAGCGACUUUGCGCGCGGCAUUGCUGCCUUACGCGGCUGCCACCUCCGCGGAAUCGCGGCGGAUCGCGGGCGGCCCAGCUGUGGGGGCGGGCCCUGUACCGUCUGCGGGCCCGCCCCCAGGGGCAGGGCAGCAGACACCGCCGGCCGUGCGGGCGGCAGUGCCGCCCCCUGAGCGGCGGUCAACGUUCAGUUCCGCGAUCCCGGAAGUUCCGGGUUCCCCCGCCGAUCGUUUCGGGACGAUGUUACCCCCCCCCUCGUCGGUACGGCCGCGUCCUGCCGCGCUGACGACGGCUGGUGCCACCGUUCCUGCGUCUUCAGCAGUGCCAGAGGCUCCCAUGAUGUCUCCCGGCCGGCACGGAUCGCCGCCAUCGCUGCGGUCCGGCGCCGCGGAUGCCGGCGACCUACACGCCCCCCGCCGGAGGCGUGGUCUCGUGUAGACCAGCAGGCGUGGCAGAAAUCCCCACGGGUUUGGGGAGACGGUCAGGAUGGGAGCAUUGGAAAAGGGGGAUUGGGACCUCUUGGAGGGGGUGGGGGUGCCAGGAGGAGGCGCUCUCCGAAUGGAGAGGAAUUCCAGGAUGAGUGCCCCCCACCAAAAAUUAAGUAGAUAGCACUCCGGAUUUACAUCCGACAGGUAGCAUUGGCCAGUUACCUGGGAGGAUGAGUCUGGGUUGCAAAUGCUGGAACGCCAUGAGACAGGUUCUGCUCAGAUAAUUGAGUUGAAGGCAGUCACAAUGGCAUUCCAACAAAUUUUUCAGGUACUUUUGAAUUUGGUCAAAAGUUUUUUUAUAUAAACAGAAAAGGGGAGUGGCUGGUGGAGGACCGCACGGCCGACUGGGAAAAGUUUUGUAUACCUUCAAUCACCUUACUGUGCCACAAGAUUCUAAUAAUCUUGUUUUUGUGAGUUAUUUCACUUUCUUACAGGCUGCAGAUGAUACAUGCCUGCCUCAUCGUUUGGGGCAGUGGGUAUGCUUGCAUCUCAACAGAUACUGGGAUGCACUGCCUGCCUGCAAGGUGUGUCCGCCCUGACCUGUGACAUCAGGGACAGAAUGCAGCCGAGGCACAGUCUUCAAAUGCUGAACAAUAUGCUGAUCACCAGCCAGACGAUCCCUCUGCAAGCAGAGGAUGAGCAUUCAUCUGUUUCUUUGGAAAUGUUUUAGCUUUGGAACAUUGUUAAAUAAGCUCUUUUGAAAUAUAUUAAGAAAUAAUAAGUUUGGAAAAUGGUGAUGGGUUUUGCUAUCAAUGUUAGCACUGUUUUUCAAAAAGCACCAGGUGUGAGGAUUUCCCUGAGUGCUUCAGGCAUCCACAGAUCUCCAGAGUGGUGUUUCUUCUCCUCCACGUAGGGCCCCCGUGGAGGACUACAAGCACUUCUUUUCUUUUCUUUUCUUUUCUUUUUUUUUAAAAAACUAUAAGGGGGACUUGUGGAUGCCAUUGAAACCUCAGGCUCAAAAUGGUGAGGGCUUGAAACAUUUCCCAGGCAGGGAAGGUCCCAGGCUGAGACAGUUUCUCUCUCAUGCAGAGAAAGUUUUCCCAGACUUGAGACAGUUUCUCAGUUCCAGCCUGAGCCUUUCCCAGGGUGAUAACGCUGGGGAAAAAUAAAAAGGAAUUAAUAACAAUACUAACACCUGCGCUUCGAUGAUAAACAGUUCUCACGGUUUGUGAGAAAGUUUUGUUUUCUUCGAUUAUCCAAUAGACUGCUGUUCUGUUUGUAGUUUGCGGAACACACUAUAAGAAUGUGGUCCGAGUUCAAUAAACCGCUUCUUUAGCCACCUAGCUAAAGGAGUCCGUGUCGUUAUUUUAGCGAAAUACAUCGCGGGUAGCGACACAAAAAUCCCCAAAUUUGGGGGUUUUAACCCAAAAAAUCCCAAAUUUUUUCCAUUUUUCCCAAAAUUGGAGAUUUUUAAGCCCAAAAAUCCCCAAAUUUUGGAGUUUUAACACAAAAAAACCCUC
Messenger RNA from Oenanthe melanoleuca, 3916 nucleotides. RefSeq names its product basic proline-rich protein-like. The coding region runs from base 1 to 2406 and encodes 801 amino acids. NCBI's taxonomy places the organism in Eukaryota, Metazoa, Chordata, Aves, Passeriformes, Muscicapidae. The transcript is spliced from 3 exons. The record is from RefSeq and is a predicted model, not a curated record.